UCUGAGCAAGCACUACGCGGGCAGCAGAAGCUGGCAGCUGCACUCGUGUUGAGGGAAAGAGAUGCUACCGUCACUGUUACAGCGGAAUGUAAUUCUUUUCCUCGUUGCCUUUCUGACUGGGUGUGAAGCUUUAAAUGGAACAUUAUUGGAAGAGCAGAAGAUGGAACCUCAAAUCUCUGGAUUGAAACCUACAAAUCUGUCUGUCCUAACGGCUCCCCAGGCAGCAGAUGAUAAGCUGGAAGACUGCCCAGAGAUUUUACCUCAGAAACUUGCAGGACAUUUCAGAAGGAGACCGCCCAGGUUGCAGAUCAGAGCCAGCCAUGAAAACCUGAAGGAUGGGAUGCAGGAUGAUACCAAGAUGGGGGAGUUAGAAUCUAGCCAAGGUCACAAGGAAGAUAACAUUCUGAGAAAGGUCCUUGGCAGGAAGCCAGCAGUAAUUCAGCCCCAGCAGGACACCAGAAUCCUUUCCAGCAUAGCAAAGACCCCAGCCAAGCCUUCUUUAGAGAAAUCCAGAAUUCAGAAAGCUCCAGCUCCCCCCAAUAAGCGCCAGAAAGCUGUGAUAGAUGCUUUCCGUCAUGCCUGGAAAGGAUACAAGGAGUUUGCUUGGGGCCGUGAUCUGCUGCAUCCCGUAUCCAAAUUAUUUGGUGAGGAGAUGGGUCUUGGCCUGACUCUGAUUGAUGCAUUGGACACCAUGUGGAUUAUGGGUCUACAAAAAGAAUUUGAAGAAGCCAAGCAAUGGGUAUCAAAGACAUUACACUUUCAAAAAAAAGUGAAGGUAAAUCUCUUUGAAUGUACUAUCCGUAUCUUGGGUGGACUUUUGAGUACAUACAACUUAUCUGGAGAUAGCCUCUUUUUAGAAAAAGCUAAAGAUCUUGGAACACGGCUUAUGCCUGCAUUCGGAACUUCCUCCAAGAUUCCAUACUCCACUGUAAACCUUCAAACUGGUGAGUCCUUCUCACAAUUCAGUGUAGUGUCAGAAGUAACAACCAUUCAGUUGGAGUUCAGAGAGCUCUCUCGUCUCACUGGAAUUGAGAACUUUCAGAAGGUAGUGAAUAAAGUGACAGAGCAUAUCCAUUCCCUACCUAGGAAGAAGAAUGGGCUAGUGCCCAAACUCAUCUUUCCCCAAAGUGGCCACUUCCCUUUACAGAAAGAAUACACUCUCGGAGGCCAGGCUGACAGCUACUAUGAGUAUCUGCUAAAGCAGUGGAUCCAAGGAGGAAAGAAAGACGUGCGGUUGCUAGAAGACUAUAUUGAAGCCAUAGGAGGAAUAAAAAAGCACCUGCUUAGGCAGUCCAAUCCUAACAAACUGACUUUUGUGGGGGAGCUUUUUAAUGGCCAAUUUGUACCCAAGAUGGAUCAUUUGGUGUGCUUUUUGCCUGGGACUCUGGCUCUAGGUGUAUACCAUGGACUGAACUUUGACCACAUGAUGCUAGCUGAAGCUCUUAUGAGACCUGCUACCAGAUGUUCAUCACUUAAGACGGGGCUGAGCCCAGAAGCUGUGCACUUCCUUAGGGACCUCUCACGUUAGCCGUGUGAAGAUAUGAUGGUCAUGCCUGAAGACAAUUUCAGUUUGCUGCGACCAGAGACUGUGGAGAGCCUGUUCUAUCUGUACCGGCUCAGCAGGAAUAAGAAAUACCAGGCUUGGGGCUGGAAGAUCCUGCAGAGCUUCAACAGAUAUACCCGUGUCCCUUCAGGUGGCUAUUCCUCCAUCAUUCAUGUUGAGAAUCCAUUCUUAAUAGACCAGAUGGAAAGUUUCUUUCUUGCAGAAACUCUCAAGUAUAUGUAUCUUCUCUUUUCUGAUGACAUGGACUUCCUCAACCUUGAAAAGUAUGUAUUUAAUACAGAGGGUCAUCCCCUGCCCAUCUGGACUUCGGCUUAA
Choloepus didactylus (southern two-toed sloth) is the source of this 1879-nucleotide messenger RNA. Its product is annotated as endoplasmic reticulum mannosyl-oligosaccharide 1,2-alpha-mannosidase-like. Gene Ontology annotation, biological process: N-glycan processing; carbohydrate metabolic process. Gene Ontology annotation, cellular component: membrane; endoplasmic reticulum. Gene Ontology annotation, molecular function: mannosyl-oligosaccharide 1,2-alpha-mannosidase activity; calcium ion binding. The record is from RefSeq and is a predicted model, not a curated record. Lineage: Eukaryota; Metazoa; Chordata; Mammalia; Pilosa; Megalonychidae.